AGAGGUGUGCUUGUUGUUUUCCUUCAUCGUGCCGAAACAUGCGUUGCUUUCUGCGGGGAAAAUUAAUGAAAAUUGCAAAAGAACGAUGCACCAAAGAGAAGGACACUACCGACCCCACUUGACAAUCUCGUAAUUCUAUUCUUGUGGGAGUGCAAAAACGGAAUUCAAGCCGUCUGGUGCAUCCUUUUGUUCCUUCCUUCCUCGUCCUCCUACUAUUUCGUACCUCUCCCGAUCGAAAUCCCAGAUACGCAUUGUGGUGUUUUGGGACGAAGAAGCUUCAACAGAUACAAAGGUGAAGCCUUUUUUCUGGCUUUCCUCCUCGUAAGAGAGAAAAAGAGGAGGAGAGAGAUAUAAGCUAGUCAAAUUGUUUUUGGUUCUUUUUUUGUAUUGAUUUAUAUAUAUAUAUAUUUUAUAUUGGGGAAGAGAGGGAGAGAAACGGAAUAAUGGGGUUGGCAGGUGUUCAAGAAAAUGGCAAUGGGAUUGAGAAUGGGCUGUCUGAAAUCUCAUUGGGGUCCCAAAAUAAGUAUCGGAGGAUGGAUUCUGUUGUGGCAGACGAAGAAGAAGAUGAAGCCUCGCUGAUCAGAGGGUCAAAUACCAGGAAAUAUAUUAUGCUUUGUGCCGUCUUUGCCUCUCUGAAUUCUGUGCUUCUCGGAUACGAUGUAGGUGUAAUGAGUGGAGCAAUUAUAUUUAUCCAGGAGGACCUGAAGAUAACAGAGGUUCAACAAGAGGUACUUGUUGGAAUUUUGAGUAUAAUCUCCCUAUUGGGCAGUCUAAUGGGUGGAAAAACAUCUGAUGCCAUUGGAAGAAAAUGGACAAUUGCCUUGGCAGCAGCUGUCUUUCAAACAGGUGGUGCUGUUAUGGCUCUUGCUCCAUCCUUUAAAGUUUUGAUGAUUGGGAGACUCUUAGCUGGAGUGGGCAUAGGUUUUGGGGUCAUGAUCGCUCCAGUUUACAUCGCAGAGAUAUCUCCUGCGAUUGCUAGAGGAUCUCUCACCUCUUUCCCUGAGAUAUUCAUAAAUCUGGGAAUACUUCUUGGGUACAUCUCGAACUAUGUGUUUUCUGGCCUUCCUGCACAUAUAAGCUGGAGGGUUAUGCUUGGUGUGGGACUCCUUCCUUCAGUUAUUAUUGCAGUUGCACUAUUCGUGAUACCAGAAUCCCCGAGAUGGUUAGUGGUGCAGAAUAGGAUCGACGAAGCUCGAAUGGUACUAUCAAAGAUAAAUGAGAGUGAUAAAGAAGCGGAAGAGAAGCUAGCUGAAAUACAAGUAGCAGCUGGAAUAGCUAAUGCUGAGAAGUACGAAUCACAAGCUGUUUGGAAAGAACUGCUGUAUCCUUCUCCACCUGUUCGGAGGAUGCUGAUCACAGGCUGUGGAAUUCAGAUUUUCCAACAGGUCACAGGCAUAGACACAACAGUAUACUAUAGCCCCACUAUCUUCAAGAAUGCUGGGAUAACAGGAAACACUCAGCUUCUUGCUGCAACAGUUGCUGUUGGAUUCACGAAGACCAUGUUCAUCUUGGUGGCUAUAUUUCUCAUUGACAAAUUAGGCAGAAAGCCAUUGCUGUUUGUGAGUACUAUUGGCAUGACAGUAUGUUUAUUUGGGCUUAGCCUCUCUUUGGCUUUCUUUGGCCAUGAAAAGGCAGGGAUCAUAAUGGCAAUUAUUUCGGUUUGUGGGAAUGUUGCUUUCUUCUCUAUAGGACUCGGCCCUAUAUGCUGGGUUGUGUCAUCUGAGAUUUUCCCUUUGAGACUUAGAGCACAAGCAUCAGCCCUUGGAGCAGUGGGAAGUAGGGUCAGCAGUGGUGUGAUCUCCAUGUCCUUCCUCUCCAUUAGUCGUGCCAUUACAGUCGCAGGAACCUUCUUUGUCUUUGGGAUUAUUUCAUGUUCAGCUGUUGCCUUUGUUUACUAUUGUGUUCCUGAAACUAAAGGGAAAACCUUGGAGGAGAUCGAAAAGGUGUUCCAGGACGAGGGAGAUGGCGAAUGGCAGAAAAACGAGGUUGAAAUGGGAGACGUUGAGAGACUGGUGCAGAAUUCAUGAGUUUUAUGUAGUGGGUAUGAAGCCUAACAUAUAUACUGUCAAGUUGGUGGCUGGCCAUACUCUUGUGUGAGCGGAGAUUUCUGCUUCAGAUUCAUCAUGGGUAUGUUCCGUUGCUGCAGCAUGCAGGAGAACAGGACUUAUAGUUGCUAGCAAAACAAAGAGGAGAAAUUUUAUUAUGCGAUGUUAUUUCUUGUAUGAAGCCACCAAUACGAGUAAUUAGUAUUAGCUGAAGUAGAUCUCAAUGUGCAUAUGUAUUACUAGUUACUACUACUCCUGCUUUGUAAUUUUUUUUCUUUCUUUCUUUGUUUUUUUUUCAAUCUGUUGGGAGUUGAGUUCUGAUUACAUUGAUUCAUUUUUCAUUGAACUAUCAUAAUGAAAAUUUCAUUGUCUCU
Molecule: messenger RNA, 2419 nt
Organism: Prosopis cineraria
Lineage: Eukaryota; Viridiplantae; Streptophyta; Magnoliopsida; Fabales; Fabaceae
Product: probable polyol transporter 4
Exons: 2
Coding region: 444-2027 (527 amino acids)
Biological process (GO): transmembrane transport
Cellular component (GO): membrane
Molecular function (GO): myo-inositol:proton symporter activity
Source: RefSeq, a predicted model, not a curated record